AUGAGCAAGAUUUUCAAACUCAUAAUAGCAUGCACAACAUUAUUGGUGUUUAGUUUCGUUUUCUUUCGUCUACUGACCAAGUCACCAAUUAAUUCAGAUAAUAACAUUUUCGAUAGAAAUUCCAAUACAAAACAAGAAACACCCACCAUUCCACACAAGAACAACCUACCAAGAGUCGUAAUAGUCCUGGGAACAAGACCAGAGGCCAUCAAAUGUGCCCCACUAAUCUCACACCUCAAAUCAAACUAUUCCUCCGAAUUGGAAUUGAUUGUUCUAAGUACUGGCCAGCACAGUGAAAUUCUGAAACAAACAUUGGCAGUAUUUGAUCAACAUGUGGACAUUGAUUUGGAAUUAAUGGAACCCAAUCAAAGUAUUUCCUCAUUCUUUACACUUGCUUAUCAAAGGAUUAGUUUAGAAUUUGAGAGACAGGGACCUAUUUCUAUAGUGUUGGUUCAGGGUGAUACGACCACAUCUCUUGCUGCUGCCCUUGCUGCCAGUUAUUUAAAGAUACCUGUUGGACAUGUAGAAGCUGGAUUGAGAUCGUACGAUUUCAAUAGUCCAUUUCCAGAAGAAUUGAAUUGUAAAAUGAUUGAUUCAUUUGCUAGACUCUUGUUUGCUCCAACUGAUUUCUCUAAGGCAGCUCUUGUUAGAGAAGGUAUUUGUCCACAGCAUGUGCAUGUCACUGGUAAUACUGGCAUUGAUUCGUUCUAUUCCUUAAUGUCUGUUCCACCAAAGAUAAUUCCAGAAUUUCUGAAAAAUAUCAAAAGUUUUAAAGGCAGCAAUGAUCAUGCAGCAGAAACAUUGGCAAUUGAGUCACAUCAUCGAAUAGUAAUUCUUGUUACAAUGCACAGAAGAGAAAACAUUCCACACUUUAAGGAAAUGUGUAAUGCCAUCAAAACAAUUUCCAAUACAUUUGGAAAGAAUGUCAUGAUCAUUCUACCUGUACAUCCAAAUCCCAAUGCUAAGAGUGUAGUUAAUGAAGUGUUGUCAGCAUUGGAUAACGUACAACUCGUUGAUCCAAUUGCCUAUGACAUCUUUCCACAUGUGAUUAGUGAAGCUGACAUUAUUGUUACUGACUCUGGAGGUAUUCAGGAGGAAUCAGCAAGUAUUGGAAAGCCAGUUAUUCUCAUGAGAGAUACGACUGAGAGACCAGAGGGAAUUUAUAUUGGAACUAUUAAAAAGAUUGGAGUCAAUUAUUUUCACAUUGUGAAAGCCAUGACAGAUGCAAUUAAGGAUUCACAAAAUUCGAAACAAAUUCUUUCGAAACACAUAUUUGGAGAUGGGAAAGCUAGCAUGAGAAUUUCAAAAAUUGUUCGUGAUUUUGUCACCUCCAAAUUACCAGAUUCUAUAGAAUGUUCUACUCAAUUCAUCCAAGAUUCAAUUGCAGAAAGUGUUUACUCUCAAAAUUUUACCAUUCGAAAGUAG
This is a messenger RNA of Naegleria gruberi, 1425 nucleotides long. RefSeq lists its product as uncharacterized. The record is from RefSeq and is a predicted model, not a curated record. The transcript has a single exon. Bases 1 to 1425 code for a protein of 474 amino acids. Lineage: Eukaryota; Heterolobosea; Eutetramitea; Acrasida; Naegleriidae. Gene Ontology annotation, molecular function: UDP-N-acetylglucosamine 2-epimerase activity.